UUAAUGACAAACCCUAGUUGAUUCACCUCCACAAACCCUACCUUCUUUUCUAUUUAAACAUCACUCGUUCCUCUUCAUUUCUCGUGCUCUCUACUUUUCUCUUUACUAAAUCAAUUUUUAGGUUUUUCUCAGUUUUCUUUCUCUCACAAAAAUGGCGGAAGUUGAGUACAGAUGCUUCGUAGGCGGUCUCGCUUGGGCCACCGAUGACCACUCCUUGUCACAAGCUUUCUCAGAGUUCGGAGAAGUCAUUGAUUCGAAGGUAAUUAACGACAGAGAAACAGGCAGAUCUAGAGGAUUUGGAUUUGUCACAUUUCAAUCCAAAGAAGGUCUGGAUGCUGCCAUUGAAGGCAUGAACGGUAAAACACUUGACGGACGUCAAGUCACCGUUAAUGAAGCCCAAUCUCGCAGUGGAGGAGGCGGUGGAUUCCGUAAUGGAGGUAGUGGAGGUUACGGCGGUGGACGUCGCGAAGGUGGAGGUGGCUACGGUGGAGGUAACCGUGGAUAUGGUGGUGGAGGUGGUGACCGUUACUCUCGUGGCAACUCCGAUAGAGAAUGGAGAAAUUAGGAAUACUUAUUAACUAGUACUAUCGUCCUCAGAGUGUAAGGGGUAUCCCUUGGAUUUAAGGGUAUCCACUAUCAACAAAAACAUGGUGCUUUUUUGCUUUUUGGUAAAAAAGCUGAAUCUAUCUUGUUGUCACUGCUUCUGUUACUAUUUGGUUGUUACUGUUACUGUUUGGAUCGUGCUGGAUAGUGGUUAAUUAAAGGUGUUCUGAAAGUUUUCAGGAUGAUUUGUUCACCCUAACAGUUGAUGAAAAAUUCUGAAGCUCUUUUCUCUA
Molecule: messenger RNA, 836 nt
Organism: Amaranthus tricolor (Joseph's coat)
Lineage: Eukaryota; Viridiplantae; Streptophyta; Magnoliopsida; Caryophyllales; Amaranthaceae
Product: glycine-rich RNA-binding protein-like
Exons: 2
Coding region: 152-565 (137 amino acids)
Molecular function (GO): RNA binding
Source: RefSeq, a predicted model, not a curated record